Molecule: messenger RNA, 960 nt
Organism: Dentiscutata heterogama
Lineage: Eukaryota; Fungi; Glomeromycota; Glomeromycetes; Diversisporales; Gigasporaceae
Source: the annotation of a GenBank genome assembly
UCUCGUUCAUAGUUUCAAAAAAGAUGAAUUCUUGUCUCAACUUCGUCAUACACUUUUCCAUAUUGGUUUUCUAUAUGUCAAAAAUCAUCCAAUUCCUGAGGAACUUAUUACCAAAAUUAAAUCAUAUUCCACUCAACUUUUUGAUCUUCCAACUUCUGAAAAAUUACGAAUUGAAAUGUGUAAUUCGCCACAUUUUCUUGGAUAUAACAAACUGGCCGCAGAAAAAACUAAAGAUAUAGAUGAUCAGCGUGAACAAUUUGAUUUUGCGACAGAGACUCCUUAUACUUGGAAAGAAGGGGAACCUAUGUAUAGAAGACUUAAAGGACCUAAUCAAUGGCCUGAUGAGAAAUAUGUUCCUGGUUUUAAAGAAACCUUGUUGGAAUAUAUUAAAAGACUGACUGAUUUUUCUUUAGAAUUUACUCAAUUAAUAGCAUUGAGUUUAGGUCUCCCUCCUGAUUCUUUAUAUAAAUUUUUGGAUCCACCUGAUAAACAUAUGAAUCGUUUAAAGGUUGUUAAAUAUCCCCCAUUAAAUGCAUUGGCUUUAAGUUCAAAUGAUGGUGCACAAGGCGUUGGACCUCAUAAAGAUCCUUGGAUAACAUUCCUUCUUCAAGUUAAUAAUGUACAGGGUUUACAAGUUCAAAACCAUAAAGGUGUUUGGAUAGAUGUUCCACCACUUGAAGGAACAUUUGUAGUGAAUAUUGGGUUAGGAAUUGAGGCUGUUACUAGAGGGGUAGCUGUGGCCACAACUCAUAGAGUUCUCAAUCCACCUCCUGGUUCAAUACCAAGACUAAGCAUACCUUUCUUUCAAACGAUAUCUUAUGAUGCAAUACUUGAACCGUUGGAUGUUCCGGAAGAUAUAAUUCGUCAAGCACCAAUAUCUGUUGUAUCUGAUGCUGAUGUAAUUUAUAAGGAGCGUUUUUAUAAAAAUGCUGGCAAUGCGCAGCUCCUGAAUCGCAUUAG